GACAGCGGGCACUUGGUCAUCAGGCAUUGGAUCGUCUGGCAUGACAGCGGGCACCGGGUCAUCAGGUACCGGAUCGUCUGGCUCGACAGCGGGCAUCGGGUCACCAGGCAUGACAGCGGGCACUGGGUCAUCAGGCAUUGGAUCAUCUGGCUCGACAGCGGGCAUCGGGAUCACCAGGUAUGACAGCGGGCACUGGGUCAUCAGGCGUGAUAGCGGGAUCAUCAGGCUGGAUCAGUUCGGGUCACCACGGAUCGUCUGGCUCGACAGCGGGCAUCGGGUCACCAGGCAUAACCGGGGCACCGGGUCAAAAGUACACUAAAUCUGGAUCGACAUGCGGGCA
This is a messenger RNA of Staurois parvus, 340 nucleotides long. NCBI's taxonomy places the organism in Eukaryota, Metazoa, Chordata, Amphibia, Anura, Ranidae. The record is from the annotation of a GenBank genome assembly.